Messenger RNA from Polyodon spathula (Mississippi paddlefish), 1692 nucleotides. RefSeq names its product clarin-3-like. The transcript is spliced from 3 exons. Bases 1 to 693 code for a protein of 230 amino acids. Lineage: Eukaryota; Metazoa; Chordata; Actinopteri; Acipenseriformes; Polyodontidae. The record is from RefSeq and is a predicted model, not a curated record.
AUGCCAACCAUAAGAAAAACACUGAUGUUCUUAGGAGGAUCCCUGGCCAGUGGUGGUUCGCUUAUAAUGAUAUGUGCUGUGCUGGCAACCAAAGAGUGGGUCAGUACUGCGAUUACAUGCAAGGGGUCGGCCAAUAACAAUGGUUCCGUCACACUUGAGUAUGGGCUUUUCGAAGGCAAGGGGAAAAGCAACUUCUGCCCUAACAUUGGGGUUGAUAUUGAGCCCUUUAAAGUCCUGGAAUCUCUGGAACACUUUGGUCCUUCUAAAUCACUACACAUCACAGUUAUAACCUGCCUGUGUCUCGGGCUUUUGGGUUCAAUAUGCAGCUUUGGAAUCACUCUAUAUAACAGCUUCAGCAACCCUUACGAAACAUACCUGGGACCUCUCGGUGUUUAUGUCUGCAGUUCAGUAAGCGCAAUUUUCAUUUUUCUCUCAAUUGUUUUAUUCGUGGUAAACACAGAGGUCUAUCAUUUAUCAAUAGAAAUGGCUCAAAACCAAAUUACGAACCAACGUGUGACUUUGAGUGACGCCAAGAAUUCAAUCGGAUACUCGUACUACCUCAUGAUUCCUGCUUUUUUCUGCAAUCUGUUUGUCAUUAUCAUCAUCUACGUUUACCAGCACGCCAGCUACACUCAGAGGAAGGAGCAGCAGAGACCCACGGAAGAUGCCCCAAAAGACGUCAUGAUGUACUAAUGGUGCUUCUGCAGUUAAGACUUUUGCAAAGGGUUACAGUCUCAUAGCAAUGUUCCCCAGCAGAUAGUAAUUUAGUUUCUUAAGUCAUUAUGUUCCAUUAAUCGUGUCCUCUUGGUCUCUCUGUUUGUACCUGUUUAAACUGUCCUUGCUGGCACUUUCAUAAAGAUGUUUCAACCAUGCUACUCCAACGACGUGGGGCAAAGUUAACUUUGGCUUUGACCUUUUUAAAGGUUCUGUGGAACAAUAUCGCAACAUCUGUUCACACUGAAAUUGUUCCAGGUUUCGUACCAGUGUUUUAUUUUGUGGUAUGCGUUAAAAAAAGUGGUACACGGUGUAUUGCUCUUGCCCGGGCAUGCGCAAAUUAUUUUAGCUCAGAAAACACGAAACACCCAUCUGAUGUGUUUGGCCUUUAAAGAUCUUUUUUAUUAUAAUGUUUUUCACAAUUCAGCACGUGCACGUGGCUUUAACUGAUGACCAGCACAGUGUAAACAUACAAUUUUGUGGGUGAACUACUUUUUGUCUCCUUUGUAGUGAUUUGUGCAGUAGUCAAUCACAGCAUUGACAUCAUACCCUUUUCUUGUGUUAAACGGGAACGCGUACCACAUUCUGACUAUGUACCACUUUCUGGCCCUGCACAAGUACAAUUGUGGCAUGACUCGGAACAGAUCAAUUGUGGACAGGUGGGUCGGAAUGACAACAGAAUGGAUGAUGCAGAGGCAAGCGCAGCUCGCUCACAUAUAAGAUAUAGUGUGAACGCUGUAAUACCGAACUACAUUUUUUAUGUAUCCUCCAAUAUCCCAAAAUGCUUUCUGAUAUGUUUUGUAGCGUGAACAUUACAAAUACAGUACUCAGCAGGCACCUAUAGGAGUUGAGAACGCUUAUCAAUACUGCUGUACCAUAUACAAUUUGUGAGGCUUGUUGUAAAAUGAUGGAUCGUGGAGCGAAGUGAUCAAUUGCUGAAAUCAAGGCAUAUUGAUAUCUGGAGCGAUGAAUUAGUUC